AUUAAUUUAAGUAAUAGCAAAAAAAUUAAUCAAAAAUGUCUAAAGCAUUGGCACUUGUGGUUGUGUUAUUUUUUGUGGGAUUUUUUGGUGAAUGUUAUGGGGAACUUAGAGUUGGAUUUUACAAAGGAAAAUGUGGUAUAACAGAUGUUGAAGUUGUUGUUAAAAAAGUUGUUGAAACAUGGCAUUUUACAAAGAGGGAAAAAGAUAUUGCAGCUGCUCUUCUACGUAUGCAAUUUCAUGAUUGCUUUGUUAAUGGUUGUGAUGCAUCAAUUCUAUUGGAUGGAAAUAAUAGUGAGAAAAAAGCAGGCCCAAAUUCAAGUGUUAGGGGUUAUAAACUCAUUGAUGCUAUUAAAGAAGCUUUAGAGGCAAGAUGCAAAGGCCUUGUCUCUUGUGCUGACAUUAUUUCUCUGGCAACUAGAGAUGCUGUUGUCUUGAGUGGAGGAAAAUGGUACAAUGUAGAAACAGGAAGAAGGGAUGGUAAAGUUUCCUUAGCAUCAAAUGUGGAUCUUCCUUCUCCAUCUAUUUCAGUCUCUGAUUCCAUCAAAGUCUUUGGCAAGAAAAAAAUUUCUCCAAUAGACAUGGUUUAUCUUCUAGGUGGACACACUGUUGGCAACACUCGUUGCUCACUCAUCCAAGAUAGGAUAUACAACUUCAAUAAUACAGGUGUUCGUGAUCCAACCAUGAGCAAUUGGCUAUUUUCUGAGUUAAUAAAAAAGUGUCCUAGAGUUUCAUCCUUUGAUAACAAUGUUCCUCUUGAUAUGAAGACUCCAUCAUUUGUUGAUAACUCAUUUUUUGGAGAAAUUCAAAAGGGUAAUGGGGUUCUUAAAAUUGAUCAACAACUAGCAUUGGAUGGGUUGACAAAGAAAAUUGUAGGUGAUAUUGUCAAAGACCCUAAUUUUUUCACUAAUUUUGGAGAAGCCAUGGUGAAAUUGGGUAGAGUUGAAGUACUAAUUGAUGGACAAGGAGAAGUGAGGACAUCAUGUAGGGUUGUGAAUAAGAAGUCAUUCUUUUUUGGGUUGUUCAAUUAGCACAAGUGACUUUUGUUCAGAUCCUUCAGAAAUAUUGUCCGUGCAAAUUAUUUGGAGGAUGCGACAUGCGUGUCUAGCAGUUGUUUUGAAGAGUCUGGACAACAUAAAUUAUUGAUAGUUUAUUUACUUAUUUUAUUAUAUUUUGAUUAUUUUUUUUUUUUGGUCUUGAGUUGGUGUGGGAAGGGGUGAGUAAAGGAGACUCUUCCUUUCUUGAUUCUUUGGCAAUUGAAAUUUGAGUAUAUUGUUUUUUAUGAAUUUUUUUUCUUUUAUUUUCAUGUAUUAUGUUGUAAUUUGAUUGAUUCUUAAAAUUAUUUUUCAGAUCAAUGAUAUGAAAUAAAAGGAGAAUGUCAUUUUUCUCUA
Messenger RNA from Solanum lycopersicum (tomato), 1388 nucleotides. Its product is annotated as peroxidase 60-like. NCBI's taxonomy places the organism in Eukaryota, Viridiplantae, Streptophyta, Magnoliopsida, Solanales, Solanaceae. Gene Ontology annotation, biological process: hydrogen peroxide catabolic process; response to oxidative stress. The record is from RefSeq and is a predicted model, not a curated record. Gene Ontology annotation, cellular component: plasmodesma; plant-type cell wall. Gene Ontology annotation, molecular function: peroxidase activity; heme binding.